Molecule: messenger RNA, 834 nt
Organism: Colletotrichum orchidophilum
Lineage: Eukaryota; Fungi; Ascomycota; Sordariomycetes; Glomerellales; Glomerellaceae
Product: alpha-galactosidase A
Exons: 1
Coding region: 1-834 (277 amino acids)
Source: RefSeq, a predicted model, not a curated record
AUGCCUGGCCAUCACGCUACAGAACCCUCGACACAGCCGAUCAUCCUGUCCAUGGAAGUGGAUGAUGACGAUUCUUUUGAAAGCGAAUAUCGAUUGCGAAUCGGGAACCAAGUAAAAUAUCUCGUCAUCUCCCCCGGAACCUUUGACAGAGACACACUUUCAUUCCCCCUUCAGUCCCUGCCCCGCCUUCCUUACCAUGAGGAAUGGGCUGUGGCCAACAUUUCUCGGGACAAGAUUAGCGGCGACUUAAAAACCACCCUUUCGAGCCGACCACUAGCCGGCGUCAAGUGUCAAUGGCAUCAUGCCAAAGUUGAUUUUCUAGAAUUGGAGAAGACCAGACAGCUCACGGCAACGGCUUUUGAAGAAGCCCUCUCACCUUCGACUUUCCGCCUCGUUGUUGCAUCACCAGCCACCGUGAUCGCCAAAAUAGCCCGUUUUGAAUGGGAGCUGCCUCGUAUCGAACAAGAGACGAGGGCAUAUCAAUUACUGGAGGGUUCCGGAUUGGCCCCGCGCUUCCUCGCCCAUAUCCACGAGAAUGGACGCAUCAUGGGUUUUCUAUUGGAGAAAUUAGAUGGUCGCUCUGCUUCUCUUCGGGAUCUGAACGUCUGCGAAGCUGCUCUGAGGAAACUCCACGAACUAGGGCUUGAACACGGGGAUGUGAACCGAUACAACUUCCUCGUUACGGGAGAAGGUGUGCAACUACUCGAUUUUGAACGUCUUCGGGAGAAUGUUAGCCCCGAGUCAAUGAACAAGGAGUUGGAAAUGUUGCGUAAGGAAUUGGUCGACGAGUCAGGUCGCGGCGGAGGUUUCAUGUUCCAUGGCGAUGAUAACUGA